UUGGCUGGGCUGGGUUCUUUUGUCCUCUGACCUGGAACGUUCGUACUUUUACUGGGUCUUUCCCUCGCCCUUUUGGAGUGGAUUCAAGCCUGGUCCGCCCAGAGGACAGUGACACAACAGAGCCAUCCUGUCUCUCGCUCCUUGUGGGGGGCACAAGCCGGUGAUCUGCUGCCUGUGUUUUACAGACACACAUGCACUGGCCUGUGGUGGUUGAGCCCCAUGAACAUGACUGGCAGAAAGGAGGGGUGAGGGAAUGAGGAAAUGAUCCGUUUGUUUCCAUCUUUAAAAAAAAAAAAUGCUUUCUCAUAACCACAACCAAAGAUGGAGGCAGCAGCAUUUAGCAAAGUGACUGCUGCAAAUAUUUCUACUUUUAAUUCUGAAGAAUAAUCCACAUUGAGUAAACCAAAAGUAUAGCACCAGAUCAGCUGGUGUCAUUUCCAAAGCGGUGAAGGGAGUGCAAGAGUGUCUGGGAUUAUUAUUUUCAUAGGAGACUUGGCACAAUCUGGUUAAUUGCGAAGGAAAAUAUUUACUUGUCAGGCAUAUUUUGAUGAGUCUCAGAGGUAAAUUAUCUAUGCUAAAGACAAUCCAAAGAGGGUGUGAACACUACUGGAAACAGCAAAAUCACCCUAACUCUUUACACAAGACCCUGUGUUGUAAUUCCAUGGCAAUCGGGACCUCAGUCCUAUGACUAAGGGUGAGUUAUGGGAUUCUGUAGCAAACUGCAGCUAUGGACUUGUACAAUAAAUGCGGCCCUGGACAGCAUGCUCAUUCUUUCUCGCCCGCCAUUCUGCUGGGACUGGACUCUGUGUGUGUUUCUCCCCAGGUGUGGGUUUUUAAUGUAAUUUGUUGCUUUAAGUUAGAAACCUUUUGUUCCUAGACUUUCUAAAUUAGAGAUACAUUUUUAAAAAGCAGGUGAAAAUGCCUUGGUUAUGAGCAUACACUAAAAAGUCUGAUUUUAGUUUUCUGAGAAUAUGAAAUCUGAUCUUGCCUGUUAACUUAGCACAGUGGGACUCCUGGGUUCUCAAAGGGGGGGACAGGAGAGCAAUGGGGUUAUAUGACACCCCCGGUUACCAGUGGCAUACGACACUCCUGGCACUUCACAAUACCCAGUGCGCAGUGAUGCAUCUGGGGCUAAGCAGCCCAUGGACAUAUGGGAAUGAAGGUGUACAGGUGCCAAGCACAAUGGGUUGAAGCCAUCAAUCCCAAAAGUAUAAACGAAGUCUAGUUCAGCCCCCAAAGGAGCCUGCACCAUGUCAGGGGACUCCCAAGGGGACAAGCUCCUGAGUACUCUGGGCUACAAGUUGGGCCAGACCCUGGGUGAGGGCAGUUACUCCAAGGUGAGGGUGGCUACCUCAACCAAGUACAAGGGCCUGCUAGCCAUCAAGGUGGUGGAUCGGCACCGGGCACCGCCCGACUUUGUAAACAGGUUUCUGCCACGGGAGCUCUCCAUCCUGCGGCUGAUCCGGCAUCCUCACAUUGUACAGAUCUUUGAGUUCAUCGAGGUCUGCAAUGGGAAACUCUACAUCGUGAUGGAAGCAGCGUCCACUGAUCUGCUCCAGCUGGUGCAGCGACUGGGGAGAAUUUCUUGUGCCCCUGAGGCCCGGGACAUCUUUGGACAGAUUGUGAGUGCCGUGCGCUACCUUCAUGACCGGAACCUGGUGCACCGGGACCUCAAGUGCGAGAACAUCUUGCUCACCUCUGAUGGCCGCCGGGCAAAGCUCACUGACUUUGGCUUUGGCAAGGAGGCACAUGGCUACCCAGAUCUGAGCACCACCUACUGCGGAUCAAGUGCCUAUGCCUCCCCUGAGGUGCUGCUGGGCAUUCCCUAUGACGCCAAGAAGUACGACAUAUGGAGCUUGGGCGUGGUGCUUUACGUGAUGGUGACCGGCUGCAUGCCCUUUGAUGAUACCCACAUCCACAGCAUGCCCCGCCGCCAGAAGAAGGGGGUCCUCUACCCAGACAGUCUUCCCCCUCUGCCUGAGCCCUGCAAAACCCUCAUUGCCCAGCUGCUCCAGUUCAGUCCAGCUUCCCGGCCUGGGGUGGGACAAGUAGCCAAGAACAGCUGGCUGAAAGGGGAAGUCUAAAAAGAAGCAGCUUUUCCACUCUAGUUCCACAUAGUCUAGCUGAGACACCAGCUGUGUGGAGCUCCAGCAAGAGCGGUGUUUAUCAUGUGAAGCAGUUGGCAGGAGGUUUACGAAAAAACUGACCACGUGAAGCUGGUGAGGGUAAUUAACUGAGCAACAACCAUGUGGUGUUGCUGGCAAGGAGGGAUUUAAAUGGAGAGCAAUCACACCAAGUUGUCAGCUGUGGAUGGACUCUGAGCACAUGGAGCAUUGAAGUGCUGCCUGCUGACUACCACGUUUGUAGUACAGCCCCUGGGCAGUGUGCGGGACACUGCACUCCUGCCAGCUAGCUGUCUUGGACAUUUUGCCAGAGUCCAUUGUGUUCAGAGAUGCAGGUAGCUGGAAAGAGACACUAUUUGCCUGCAACCUCCAUGAUUGCAAUAAAACUCUCUCUGUUCUUUGCUGCUGCCUCACAAUGCUGCUCCCUGCAUUGUGCACAGCCAAACAGGACAGGGUCCGGUAUGAGUCACAUUGGCAUUUGUGGAAGGAACACUGCAAGGAGUGCGUGGGUGGGUUCACCUUACAUUAGAUCUUAUAACCCUUUUCCCUUCUGUCUAAUUCUUAUUCCAUCUAUUCGCUAGCCUUUCUUUUGGAACUAAAACAAUCUAAAUAGCCUUCUGCUUUGGAGAGGUUCAAAACCAAACCUGGAUCCCAAGCCAGAACUGGAACUCUACAUCCAAACUCCCUGAACUUUGGGUGUAUCUGACAUCCAGAUUUCACACCACAUUCGCUAUCCUCCCCAUCUAGUGGCGGCCAAAGCGUGGCUGGAUAGGGCGUAGCAUUUGGCCUUAUCUUUUAAUUUCUAUGUUCAGAAAUGUUUAGAUGAACGCAGUUAUAAAACAUCUCCACCCAUGUUCUGAAGCACUCUGGCCAUGCUUGAGUCCCAGUCCCAUUCAUGCACACGUUUAAUUGUACCCUGUGAAGUAUCCCCACUGAGCUCAACUCACAUUGCUUAA
Messenger RNA from Chelonia mydas (Green sea turtle), 3079 nucleotides. Its product is annotated as testis-specific serine/threonine-protein kinase 6. NCBI's taxonomy places the organism in Eukaryota, Metazoa, Chordata, Testudines, Cheloniidae. Gene Ontology annotation, molecular function: ATP binding; tau-protein kinase activity; protein serine/threonine kinase activity. Bases 1251 to 2084 code for a protein of 277 amino acids. The transcript has a single exon. The record is from RefSeq and is a predicted model, not a curated record. Gene Ontology annotation, biological process: intracellular signal transduction; protein phosphorylation; microtubule cytoskeleton organization. Gene Ontology annotation, cellular component: cytoplasm.